Cataglyphis hispanica is the source of this 4697-nucleotide messenger RNA. RefSeq lists its product as uncharacterized. The transcript is spliced from 4 exons. Bases 794 to 1195 code for a protein of 133 amino acids. The record is from RefSeq and is a predicted model, not a curated record. NCBI's taxonomy places the organism in Eukaryota, Metazoa, Arthropoda, Insecta, Hymenoptera, Formicidae.
CGGACACAAUUAGUGCAUUGCAUCUUAUAAUUUGAAAUUCUUUUUAUCAUUUUGCUACCUUAAAUUUGGAAAAAAAUUAUCUUCAAAAUAGCCUUAAUGGCUUUCGGAAGAGUAUAAGAAUUCAAUCAUCAAUCACGAAACUGCGAAGAUUGCCUGUGGCAAUGUCGCGACGCAGAUCUCCGCGAGCGUCGCGACGCUCGGCAAAGUUAUUUCGAAAAUAGUGGGGCGUUGCUCUAUUUUUGUCGUGCUAGCCAGGGCCAUUUAGUCUACGGUCUGGCUUCCUUACUAGGAAGCUGCGUAUCCGAAAAAUACACACCUAGCCGCUUUCGUGCUUUUGAUUGAAAAUUGUCGGAAGAUAGUCAUAAUAUAUAUGAGAUAAAUACGAGAAAGAGUUUUAUUCUCCCAUACAAUUACGCAAAGUACUUUCGAUCGAGACGAGUGUAAGCGAAAAGACCAGCUGGAUAUAAUUAUUGCUUCCAGGAUAAAGAGUAUGUAACGUGAAUUCGAAGAGUCAUAUCGAGAGAUGUCCGCUUGAGAUUGAAAAGUGUGACAACGUAUUACAAUUUAAUGAUUAAUCGUGCAAUUUAAUUACAUUGCGUGACAACAAAUGCAGUAGUUUGCAAAUGAUAUUUGAUUAAACAAGUCCGUGACGAUGAUGGAAGAAAAUGAUUGGAAUCUCGUCAAUGACCAUACCGAUUGACGUAAUUCAACGACAAAUUCUAUAAAUAAAACCCUAAAAGGUUUUAAACAAAUUUGAGGAUACCUACUCAGUAAUUAUUGCGAAGGAACAAACAUGUUUUGGGUCGAGCCUGACGAAGAGGAGGAAGCGUUGCUAUGCAGUCCUGCUCUGAUGGCUAGACGAGCCUCAGAGUCUUGGAUCGUUGCACCUCCCGUAGAGGCGAUGCCGACAGCGGCAAUGCCUCUUCAACGAAAAAAAUCACUGCCGGACGUGGCGCAGCCGAUCCAGCUCACAGCCACGGCGCCGUUGUCGAGAGAAGAGGUCAGUAUCUUGAGCAGCUUAAGAAGAGAGGAGAUCCGCAGACAAAUCGACGAAAGUGAGAGGCUCAGAGCGAAUCCGCUUUUAUAUCUAGUCAGUCCUCAAGUUAAAGACUGGUUCUCUCGACAACAACUCGUGAUGCUGGUGCUGUUUAUCAACAUAUCCUUAGCCUUGAUGUUCUUCAAAUUGCUGACGUAGCAGCCAGCCGACGAUCGGGUUCACGGAUUCGUGGUGGACGUGACCUGAAACUCGGCGGCGUCGCGAUCGUCUUGGAUCGUCACCGAGCCAAAAUUUCGACAGUAAACGAAACGGAGGAUAUGGCCGCACCAAGAAUCGGCUGGAAACGAAUUUCAUGAGCGACUUGCUCAGUCACUUGUGCGUCGCGAGCAUAUUGCGAAAAGGAAGGGUUUUGAAUCGAUACGAACGGCAAACUCACGGAGAAUCACUUCAGCGAGGAUUUUUAAGGCAAACACAUUCAAAUUUCGAACGAUUGCUAAUUAGACGAAAAUACAAAGAGAGCAACGAGAGAGCAUCCUUCUGAGAUAUCGCGCGGGGAUCUACGAAAGAUUCAGCUUCAAAUUUUGUAAAGUCAAAAGGGUUUAAGCGCGUCAAAAAAAAAAAGGGAAAAAAAAAAGAAAAAAAAAAGCAAAAUGCAAGAGUAGUUUAAGGAGAGUUUAAAUGACAAUGCAUUUUUCGAGAAACCUAUAUACACCGGGAAAAUAGAAUUUAAUGUUCCGCCUAUGAUAAAGCUUUCUUCCGGUUUGAAAAUUUGGCGCAUAAAUCCUCCUUAAUUACCUUUUUAUUCAGAGAAGAGGAAAAUUUUGAGAAAAGAGCUUUUGAAAUUUCGGAGUUUGUUGUAAUCUCCGCGGGAAGGAGACAUUGACAACAACAAAAAUCAUCUUUUGGAAACUGAUCGCGCAAAUUCCGCGCACUUCCGCAACGUCCGCGUAUUACAUACCCUAUAUUUUUACACCAAAUACUUUAAUAACUACUUGUACUACUUGUAAGUAGAGACUAAAUUCUACUUUGGGCGGAUCGAUGCGUUACGCGCACAUAUGCAAAUCCUUCUUCGUAAUCUUUUCUUUUCCGACGAUCGGCUCGAGCGCAGUAAUAGCGACGAUUCAAUUAUAUACUCGAUCAAUUUUUCAACAAGUUAGUCAUUUGUCGAACGUCUAUUCUCGAAUAUUAUUAUUCGAUUUGAGAAGCAGCAUUAAUAAUAAAGAAUUCGUACUUACAUAUAGCAAUUGUAUAUUUUAGUAACGAUCGUAAUUGUAGCCAUGAUGCCGCACACGAUAUAAAGAAUAGACUCGUUAAUGCGUAUGGAGCAUUUAUUACGCUCGCAUACAUAUGCAUCGCACAUUGAUUGCAAUAAAUUACGUAAAUUUGUAUAAAGUUAUCAUAAAAUAGAAAGAGAGUACUCUUCUAACUUGUACGCGAACUUUGUGAAAUUAUAUAUAUAUAUAUAUAUAUAUAUAUAUAUAUAUAUAUAUAUAAUAUACAUAGUUACAAUUACCAUUGUUAGAUAUCGCAGCGGCUUGACUUGAAUUCUUCGUCAUACCGUUUCUCACCUUAAUUUUCUCGGGACGAGCUAGUAAAAUACAUAUAUGUAAAUGUAACAAUAAGGUGAGAGAUCCAAGAUCAUACGUUCCGAAGUGACGUAAAAGCUUAACAUUUUUUUUCCUAAUUUCUUUUCUUUACAUUUUGCGUUUAAGAAAAAUAUUAACGUUGAAACACGGAUGAUUUAUAUCGACAAUCGAGUUGCGUACAUAGAGUUGCGUCAUCGAGACGCAAAAUCACAAUUUCGUAUAGACACGACUCUUAUAUAGAAAUAUCUGUGAAAUAUCAAAAUUGCGGAUUAAAUACGAUCUUGUUUUCGACGAGAUCUCGAUAGAAGAGUCUCGGAAGAAGAUCCGUGAUUGCAUUGUAUAAUAUUCGCGAGACUAGUAAAAAUUAAAUCGUGCCAAUGCUUGUCACGAGAUAUUUGCAGUCUCCUUUAUCUCGUACUUUGCGAAAAUAUAGGAAUGCGAAUUAUCUUGCAUAUUUUGCAUUUUCUCUUCCAUGAUUUCGCGACAAAAUUAAUGAUGGGCCUUUCUGCGCUCGAGCGACCAUAGUUUCCUAGUCUCGGCGACAUAAUGUGUCAUAUCUUUAAAUAAAUUUGUAAAUAAUAGUGCAAAAGCGUCGAUUGCGCAAAGUUUGUCCAUUCUACGCGAUACUAUUCUCGCGCUCUCAAUGCAAAUUUGCCCGAGAGGCAUAAAGUAUCAAGAGUCCAAAUCACUUUUCCGUUCUACAUUGUGCUUCCUGACAGUAUCAAUGACAGAGCUAGUACUUCUGCGAGAAUAAAUAUGAUUGGUAAUAUAGCCAAAAUAAAUUCGCUUUCGAUUAUGCUCCAAAUCUAAAAAUCCUGGUUUGAGCGCGAGCUACGUAACGCAAAAUGACUCAAAGAUAACAUGAAACAUUCGAUCGAAGUAUAGAAGGCGAUAUUUUUGACGCUAUCUAUUGAAAAUGCAAAAAGCAUAAAAAAAUCAUUAUUCUUUGUCAUCGAGGCGUACAGUUUUUUUUCUGAACAAAUCGGACAAACUUGUUUAAAGGCCAGAUUUUUUUGUAAUGUUGACUUUACACGUCUGGCAUUUGUUCUAUAACUUGAUAGUAAUACGAAAAACAUUGUAAUUUAUAUAUCGAAGAAUUUUUCUCUCCGAUAUCAUACGAUAUAAUAAAAGGAUGUUAAACUUGUGAAAGAAGUGUCAAAAAUGUCACGUGUAAACCCCCCAGCUUAAAAACGAGUAUCCUAACUUUAAAGAGGACGGGGUCAUAUAGAAGAAGAAGCCGGAAGAAGAAAUAUGUUGAAUGUUCCGGCUUAAGAGAAGGACCAACGUGACGUUCUGUCACGAGGUGCAUUCGCAUAUAGAGAUACUAUAGUUAUUAUCAUAUACGCACAUUCGCCGUUACGGGGUCACACGUUCUGUGUGCAUAUAUAUAUACGAUUAAUUAAUUAAUCCCAAAGAAAAAUCACAGAAAAUUAUUCGUAAUAUUAUUGGCAGAGCAUCAACAAGGACAGAAAGAGAUUAGAAUAAAAAUUGAGGAGGGACGAAAGUAAUUUUUGUCAACAAAAUUCCAUCAUUGGACAAGGAAAAUUCGAUUUGUAUAGCUUUAAUUAUCAAAUAAGAAGAUUGAUAAAUAAAGCAAUUUAUAAUGCCAUGUCAUGAUGUGUAUAUACAUUGUAUACAUAUGUGAGAGAUCACAUGUAUAUUUUACUCUUGUUAUCUCUUAAUAUAAUAUCGCAGUUGGCGCGCAUAUUCCCUCCACCCCGUAAUUAUUAUAUAUUAUUAUUAUUAUAAUUAUUAUUACUAUUACUAUAUUAUACUACUGCUACUAUUAUUAUUACUAUUAUUACUACUACUCUACUGCUAUUAUUAUUAAUUAUUUAAAUUACUAUUAUUAUUAUCAUUAUAUUGCUAUCGCCGUAUCAUCAUUAUAUCAGAGAUUUGCGAAUAUUUAAAACAAAAAGAUGGAUGUGAAAGAAAUUUUGGUACCUUGGAAAACAUGCGACACACACAGACAUGCGCGCGCCACACAUAUACACACACAUGUAAACACAUACAACACACAGGCAUAUAUACAGAAACUGUUAGAAAAGGAGAUCUAUUGUCAUUGUUAAUUCGCGCAAGCAGUGAUUCAAUAAACUUGUAUCAUAAUUGAUAAA